Xyrauchen texanus (razorback sucker) is the source of this 3557-nucleotide messenger RNA. RefSeq names its product ADAM metallopeptidase domain 10a (gene adam10a). The transcript is spliced from 16 exons. NCBI's taxonomy places the organism in Eukaryota, Metazoa, Chordata, Actinopteri, Cypriniformes, Catostomidae. Gene Ontology annotation, cellular component: synaptic membrane; plasma membrane. Bases 109 to 2388 code for a protein of 759 amino acids. The record is from RefSeq and is a predicted model, not a curated record. Gene Ontology annotation, biological process: membrane protein ectodomain proteolysis; Notch signaling pathway. Gene Ontology annotation, molecular function: metalloendopeptidase activity involved in amyloid precursor protein catabolic process.
UAGCUGGGGCCGCACACACGCUCGCGCGCACGAGCACAGAGGGCUACUGCGCCUUUAAGACCCGCAAACCUAACAACCAAAAGCAGUCUCGCUGUCAAUGUGCUAGCGAUGAAUUUACCCGAUAUGGUUUUGUUGAAACUUGUGCUGUUCUUAUACUGCUUAAGCGACACCAAAGGUCAAUAUGGGAGAUCCCUGAAUAAGUACAUUCAACAUUUCGAAGGCCUGUCCUACAACACAGACAUCUUGCACAGCAAUCACCAGAGGGCUAAGAGAGCGCUGUCCCAUGAGGACCAGUUUCUCCACUUGAACUUCCACGCUCAUGGCAGGCAUUUUAACCUGCGGAUGAAGAGAGACACAUCUCUGUUCUCCACUGAUCUGAGGGUAGAAGUUUCAGGAGAAGAGAUCCCCUAUGACACCUCUCACAUUUACUCUGGAGAAAUUUAUGGUGAGAAAGGCACUCUGACCCAUGGCUCUAUCGUGGAUGGGAAGUUUGAGGGUUUUAUCAAGAGUCAUCAUGGAACAUACUACGUAGAGCCUUCAGAGAGAUACCUCAAAAACCAGAAUGUGCCUUACCACUCAGUCAUCUACCAUGAGGAUGACAUCAAUUACCCUCAUAAGUACGGAGCAGAGGGCGGCUGUGCAGAUCACUCUGUGUUUGAGAGGAUGAAGAAGUACCAGGCAUCUGCAGUGGAGGAGCCCAGCCAGCAGAUUAACCAUGUCCAUGAUGAGGAAAGAGCUGAUGUGCCAGUGAUCCUGAGGAAACCUCGUGCAGCACAGCCAGAGAAAAACACCUGUCAGCUUUUCAUCCAGACAGAUCACCUCUUUUAUAAAUACUACGGCACCCGAGAGGCAGUGAUCGCACAGAUUUCCAGUCACGUGAAGGCCAUUGACUCCAUCUAUCAAAGCACUGAUUUCCUAGGCAUCCGCAACAUCAGCUUCAUGGUGAAGAGAAUCAGGAUCAACACCACUUCAGAUGAGAGGGAUCCCUCCAACCCUUUCCGGUUUGCCAACAUUGGUGUGGAGAAGUUUUUAGAACUCAAUUCAGAGCAGAAUCACGAUGAGUACUGCCUAGCCUACGUCUUCACAGAUAGAGACUUUGAUGAUGGUGUCCUGGGGCUGGCCUGGGUCGGGGCUCCUUCAGGAAGCUCUGGUGGAAUCUGUGAGAAGAAUAAACAGUACUCUGAUGGAAAGAAGAAGUCUUUGAACACUGGCAUAAUCACAGUGCAGAACUACAAUUCACACGUUCCCCCUAAAGUCUCUCACAUUACCUUUGCUCACGAGGUCGGACAUAACUUUGGCUCUCCGCAUGACUCCGGUCUUGAGUGCACUCCAGGUGAGUCUAAGACUCAGGAUCAGAAAGAGAGAGGCAACUACAUUAUGUAUGCAAGAGCCACAUCAGGAGACAAGUUCAACAACAACAAGUUCUCCGUCUGCAGCACUCGCAACAUCAGCCAGGUGCUGGAAAAGAAGAGAUUCAGCUGCUUCGUUGAAUCUGGUCAGCCCAUCUGUGGUAAUGGCUUAGUUGAGGGUAAUGAGCAGUGUGACUGUGGCUACAGCGAUCAGUGUAAAGACCAGUGCUGCCAUAGUGCCAAUGCGCCAGAAGGGGUGAAGUGUACACUGAAGGCAGGCGCUCGAUGCAGUCCCAGUCAGGGUCCUUGCUGCACACCAGAGUGUAUCUUUAAGAUAAGCAAUGUGAAGUGUAGGGAGGAAUCCGAGUGUGCUUAUCAGGGCAUGUGCAAUGGACUCUCCGCACAAUGCCCCACCUCAACACCCAAAGAAAACUUCACAGCCUGCCACACAAAUACCCAAGUCUGCCUUAAUGGGGGUUGUUCUGGCUCUAUCUGUCAGAAGUUUAGUCUGGAUGUGUGCACCUGUGCCAGUGAGGAGGGGAAAGAUGACACUGAGCUGUGUCAUGUUUGCUGUAUGGAGAAGGGUCAGCCCAAUACCUGCAGCAGUACUGGCUCAGAGAAAUGGGCAACUUAUUUUAAUGGAAAGAGCACCACGUUACAGCCUGGCUCUCCUUGUAAUGACUUCAGAGGAUACUGUGAUGUCUUUAUGAAGUGUAGGCUGGUGGAUGCUGAUGGCCCCCUGGCCAGGCUUAAGAAGGCCAUCUUCAACCCUGAGCUUUACACGAGCAUUGCAGAGUGGAUAGUGGAACACUGGUGGGCGGUGCUGUUGAUGGGCAUUGCUCUUAUCAUGCUCAUGGCUGGAUUCAUCAAGAUUUGCAGUGUGCACACCCCAAGCAGCAAUCCUAAAUUGCCUCCACCUAAACCACUGCCAGGCACACUUAAGAGAAGAAGAGCCCAGCAACCCACUGCACAGACCCAGCCACAGCGCCACAAUCGGCAACAAAGAGAGAACUAUCAGAUGGGACAGAUGCGACACUGAGCCGGCCUCCUCAUUGCCUUGGUUCUUCCUAGUGCCUACAGUGGGAAACCUUUCACUCCAAAGAGUUAACUGAAUCAAUCAAUGAGCCCCAUCUACAAACUAAAAAAUACUAUUUACAAACUAAGAAAAUAAAAUAUACCACAAGGACUUAAAAACUUCAGCAGUUUUUAAGUUGUAAGAAACCACUGCUCUGGGAGCCAGCAAAGAUUUUGAUGCAUAGCUCAGAGAAAAAUUCAGAAGCUAGUGACAAGGAGGAAAAGGACAGAAUCACUGAUUUCUGUUACUCUGUUCUUGUUUUUUUCUUCACUCUUUUCUUUUUCUUUCUCGAGUGACAUGAUAAAGCAUUGUUCUCCCCACUAAAGUUUUCACAUCUUUUUACUUUUUUUUUUUUUAUUAUUUCUUGGAAUUACUACCCUCCUGUGGAGAUUAGCGAAACAGCAUGUAAAAUGGGUUUUGGUUUUUUCUGCCAAUCAAGGAAAGUGUGAGCGAGAACUCUAUAAAGAGACUCAUUUUCCAUUGUGUCAUUAAGAUGUUUUUAAAAAAUACAAGCAAAAGGAUUACAACCAAUUCAAGCUUUUAUUUGUAGUCUCUGCGUGCAAUUGUACAGAUAUCACAGUAUACGUAAUGGGUUUUUUUUUUUUCAGUCAUUUUUUUCUGCUGUUAGAUAAUGAUAAAUACGUUUUUGAUUGAUACUCAGGAUAUAAUAAGAGAGCACAGAGAGUUGCUAUUGUCAGAAUGCCUUUUACUAGUCUCACUUUUGUAAAGGAACUUGUUUGUGCAUAGCAUUUUCACCUGGAUUGUUUGCAUGCAUUUUAUUUUCUUGCAAUGCAAAAAACUUGUUUCAUUGAUGUCAGUUGAUGAUAAACAACCACUAAAGUACUGCAGUUUUUCAUUCACGAAGGUGAGGACAUUAAAAUGAGAGGGAGGUUGGGUGAAUUUUUUUUUUUAUUAUUAUUUAAUUGUCAUAUGUCACAAUCUACAGAGAGUCAUUUCUGCCAAUAAUGCAGCAAUCUCUCUGAGAGACUAUAUGCUGUACACAGGAGACUCAUGGGAACAUAAGCACAACAUCACAGAGAAGGAUUUUGUUUUUUGGAUGCAUACCAUUCUUUUUUCCAAUAAUUUGUAAGCAACAUUAUAGUGCAGACAAUUAAUAAAAUGGAUUGUAGCUG